CCCAUACCAGACCCCCUUCCCUCCCUCUUUCUCUACAACUUUCUCUACAAGUACCCUCCCUCCCUCUCUCCGCCUCCACUUUCUUAACCCCUCUCCUUAACCCAACAAUCUCUCUCUCUCUCUACACGAAAUCGCUCAAACACUUACACGCACAACACACACUAGAAUAAAAACAGCACUCCUCACCCAAGAGAAGUCCAUAAAUGCAUUCAGUAGAAGAAGAAAAUUAGUCCACUCUUCUUUAGACAUAUUGCAACUACUGGUAAGAAGAAGAAAAGAAACCCUUGCUUAGGCAUUUGCUACAAAUCAUCGAAACUUUCAAGCUGGCGAUCGAAAAUCAAGAAUCAACUGUUCCCCGCGAAUUCAAGCCCAAAAACAGACGCAUCAUGGGAGCUGGAGGGCCUGACGAGGAGGAUAACAGAUGGCCACCGUGGUUGAAGCCUUUGUUGAGGGAACACUUCUUUGUCCAAUGCAAAAUGCAUGCUGAUUCUCACAAGAGCGAAUGCAAUAUGUAUUGCUUGGACUGUAUGAAUGGGGCUCUCUGUUCUCUCUGUUUGGCCUCUCACAAGGACCAUCGCGCCAUUCAGAUAAGGAGGUCAUCCUACCAUGAUGUGAUCAGGGUGAAUGAGAUUCAAAAGUAUUUGGACAUCUCAUCGGUUCAAACCUACAUUAUCAACAGUGCCAAAGUCGUGUUCUUAAAUGAGAGGCCUCAGCCUAGGCCUGGCAAAGGCGUCACCAAUACUUGUGAAGUCUGUGAGAGAAGCCUUCUUGAUUCCUUCAGAUUCUGCUCUCUUGGCUGCAAGAUUGUGGGGACAUCCAAGAAUUUCCAGAAGAAGAAGAAGCAUUCCCCUGAGAAGAAAAGGGCGGCACUGAUGGCGGCAGCUUCUGAUUCUGAGGACUCCUAUAGCAGCAGCAGCCAUGGAGGAAGGCACAAGAGCCCGAGCAGUAGCAAUGGGAAGGUUCAGAGCUUUAGUCCAUCAACCCCACCUCCAACUGCUGUUAAUUACAGAACAGCCAAGAGAAGGAAGGGAAUUCCCCACAGAGCCCCAACUGGAGGAAUAGUUAUUGAAUAUUAGCCCCUGCUUAUAUGUCUUAAUUAGCUUAAUACCCCAACAACUUAUACUACACCUUAGAUAUCAGAAUGGUACUGGUCAGGAGGUCCAUUCCAAACAGCUAUAGUGCUUUUUCACCUCAAAAAAGGCCAAUGUUUGGAGGGAGUUCAGCUUACUCUUAUUGUACAUAGAAGCAGCCGCUAAUAGAAAUAUGGUGGAAGUAGAUGUGGGGGCGCAAGUGGGGAAUAAGAACAAUGUGGAGGACUAAAGGGUGAAAACAGAAGUUAGAAGAACUUUUGGACUUAGAAAAUAAGCUAUUAUAGACUAUAGUUUGAAUAUGAAAUACAGUGGCUUUAAUUUAAGGGAGUGAUUAUACAUAAGCCUUUUUUUUUUAAUAUUUCUUAAUAGUUUAUGGUAAAGAUGUAAAUAUGGUUUUGUAGUAGGGUUAGCAAUGGGAUAACAAUGUACCCCUUGAAAAUACUUUUAUGCUGUUUAUAUAUGGAAUGGAAUAAUAUUUUAUAAUGUAA
This is a messenger RNA of Coffea eugenioides, 1579 nucleotides long. RefSeq lists its product as uncharacterized. The transcript is spliced from 4 exons. The record is from RefSeq and is a predicted model, not a curated record. NCBI's taxonomy places the organism in Eukaryota, Viridiplantae, Streptophyta, Magnoliopsida, Gentianales, Rubiaceae. Bases 387 to 1076 code for a protein of 229 amino acids.